This is a messenger RNA of Trichoplax adhaerens, 921 nucleotides long. RefSeq lists its product as uncharacterized. Gene Ontology annotation, cellular component: membrane. The transcript is spliced from 8 exons. Gene Ontology annotation, biological process: zinc ion transport; transmembrane transport. Lineage: Eukaryota; Metazoa; Placozoa; Uniplacotomia; Trichoplacea; Trichoplacidae. Gene Ontology annotation, molecular function: metal ion transmembrane transporter activity. Bases 1 to 921 code for a protein of 306 amino acids. The record is from RefSeq and is a predicted model, not a curated record.
AUGGCGGAUAUAACGGCAGUAUUAUUUUUAUCCUUGGCAAUGUUCGUAGGUUGCUAUUUGGCAGGCCUUAUUCCUCUGUCAAUGAAUCUAUCUGAGAAAUCACUGAAAAUUACGUCAUGCUUGGGUGCUGGGAUGCUCGUGGGCACAGCUUUGGCAGUUAUCAUACCAGAAGGUAUUGAGGCCAUCUAUUCCAUCAAUCAAAGACCUUGCCCUAUUCCACGUCAGCUAGUAAAAGGUACACAGAUACAGAACAUUACCUACUCAUCUUCUACUGGUGCAGCUACCAUGGCAAAACAUUCACAUAGUCAUGGGAAUGACGUGCAUUCUUUAGUUGGUAUUGCGUUAUGUUUCGGCUUUGUUGUAAUGUUACUUGUUGAUUACUUAAGUGGUUUGGCUUUUCAUAACCAAGAUCCAGAAGGUGGAAAUAGAGUUGGAAGGGCUGGAAUAACCGCCACAAUUGGUUUAAUUGUCCAUGCUGCUGCUGAUGGUGUAGCUCUAGGUGCUGCAGCAGCAACGUCUAGAUCUGAUGUCGAGACCAUCGUUUUUAUCGCUAUUAUGUUACACAAGGCACCUGCUGCUUUUGGUUUGUGCUCAUUUCUAUUGCAUGAAGGUUGCAAUCGUUACAGUAUCAGAAAGCAAUUAUUAGCAUUUUCACUAGCCGCUCCCGUAAUGGCAAUCGCGACAUUUUAUAUCCUUACCAAGACCGGCCAAAGUUCUUCCACAAUGGAAGGAACUGGACUUGCAAUGCUCUUUUCGGCUGGGACGUUCUUAUACGUAGCUACUGUUCACGUCUUACCAGAAGAUAAUUCGAACAAUUCUAACCAUGGUCCGCAUAUGAGUAAGCUAUCAAAACUGGAAAUAACUGUAAUGGUCUUAGGAACUUUCCUUCCAAUACUCUUAUCCUUAAAUCAUCAUCACUAA